Molecule: messenger RNA, 985 nt
Organism: Coffea eugenioides
Lineage: Eukaryota; Viridiplantae; Streptophyta; Magnoliopsida; Gentianales; Rubiaceae
Exons: 6
Coding region: 133-741 (202 amino acids)
Source: RefSeq, a predicted model, not a curated record
AGAGGAGCAGAAGAAGAAACGGUGAGGUUUUGGGAGAGUGAAGGAAUACAACUGAAGAAGUAAACCAAUUUAGGAAAAAACAAAAAUAAAAAAGAGUAGUAUUUAUCAGAAAGAAGGGAUUAUCAGGAAGUCAUGGCCGGAAGAGAGGUUCGAGAAUACACAAAUCUCACCGAUCCAAAAGACAAAAAAUGGGCAGGAAAGGGGAAGGAGCGGAUUGACGAUGAAGAAAUCACCUUCCAGCGCAUGGUUGCCAAGAUGCAAGAAGUUGCGGGAGAACGUGGUGGUUACCUUCAUGGACGAGGGGCCUUGGAUAGCGAUGAUUUGCUAUAUCUGAAGGAGCAAAUGGAAGCUGAGGAGGAUGCUGAACGCCUUCUUCGUCGCACUGAGAAACGUGCAUUUGCUGCGUUUAAGAAAGCUGUUUCUGAUACUACAACAGCAUCUGUUCCGUUGCCUCUUCGUGUUGAACCAAAGCCAAAAAGCGGGAUAAGGCAGCAAGACUUGCUGAAAAGGGUGGUGGAAGUAAAACCCAAGCGCCAAAGGCAUGCCGGCUCUGCUGAAGGAAAUGUAUCCUCCGUAAGCUCGAGUGGUCAGGUUUCAGAUGAUCGUAAACCUCAAACUGAUAGGGUUCAGGAGAAAGAGGUUUCUCCGACUAGAUUGGCUAAUGCAUCUGAUGAAUCAAAGGAUGACAACCCUGUAAAGGGUUUGCUACUACCAUAUGAGAGUUCUGAUGAUGAUGACUGAUAAAGUGGGUAGAGUUUGUUUGUUCACAUGAAGUGCGUGCGAUGUUUUUCUCUGGAAACUAACUAUAUAUAUUGAACUCCUGCAUAUAACCUCAUGUAGGCAGAAGUAAAUGGAAGUUGCGGUGUAGUAUUCCAACAGCCCUUUCCCUUUCCACUAAAGGAGUAAUUGUAGUUUCCACCUCAAGGUUUGAGGGAGUUCACACAACUUUGCCCUCGUUGUUUAAUAGGUGAACUUUGUUUUCUUA